CUUUUUUCUUCCAAUCGAUUUCGAUGGCGGCGCACCUCGAGAAGCACGCGGCCGUCGGCGCCGUCACGGCCCUGCACUUCUCGCCCGACGGGUCGCUUCUCUACGCCUGCGUGGGCUCGACCGUGUACUUCUACGACACUGCGACCGGCUGCCAAGUGCACGCGCUCACGGCGAUGCGCAACGGCACCGUCCACGGUCUCGACGUCGCCGACCCAGUCGCUGCGCUCUUUGGCCAAAAGAUGCUUGCGGUUCUCGCGCAUGCGCCGUCGUCGCCAGCAGACGACAUGCGCCGCAUGCACGUGGUGCAAAAGGAGUUUCCAGAUUGGAUUCUCGACGCGCGCUUGCUCAGCAACGAGCCGACGGCCGCUGGUGCGUUGCCGCUCGUGGCCGUCGGCAUGGCCCACAACCUCGUGCACGUGUGGAACCCGACGACAGAUGCCAUUGUGCACAGCGUGCGCUGCUCGGAGCGGUCGAUCUUGUAUGCCAUGGGCCUCUAUGGCCGGUCGCUCGACUCGCUCGUCGUUGCCGCCGGGACGGUCUUUCAGCACAUUCUGCUGUGGAACCCCAUGGGCGAUGGCCAACCCGUCCAGCGACUGCACCAGCACGACGGCGUGCUCUUCAAGCUCCAGUGGUCCGACGACGGCCAGCGCCUCGCGUCCGUCUCGGACGAUCGGUCAGUACAGCUCUGGGCUAACGGCAGCACCGGCGUAACCAGCCCCACGACGACGCUCAGCCGUCCCUUCGAGAGCGUCUUUCGAGGGUGGGGCCACACGGCUCGCAUUUGGGAUGUCAAGUUUACUUCGCUGGGCCUCGUCACGGCGAGCGAAGACGCGACGUGCAAGUUGUGGGAUCUCUCCACCAGCCAGUGUGUUGCGACGCUGCACGGCCACACGGACGUCAACGUUUGGCGACUCGCGGUGCACCCGUCGCAGCCGCAUCUGAUUGCGUCCGGUGGCGGUGACAAUGCCGUCAAAACCUGGGACCUCCGUCUCCACGUCUUCAACCAAGCCCCGCCGGCGGUGACGCUCCCCUCGGUGCACGCGACCGUCCGCGCCAUGGCGAUGACCAAAACCCAUGUCUAUGCGAUCACCGACAAGUCGACGCUCGUCGCGCAAGCACUGGCGGUCGGUGCCGCGCCGUCGUCCGUUGCGCUUACCUACAACGCGUGCAGCCUCGACACCUCGGACGACGACGGCGUCAUUGCCGUCGGUGACGUCCGCGGCGUCGUCCACAUCUACGAUGCGCAGCUGCAGUCGUUGCUCGAGUGGCAGGCGCACGCCACAAGCCGCGUCCUGUACGUGUGGCUCCACGCGCCCAACCGCGUCUUGACGUCAAGCGUCGACAUGCACUUGCACGAGUGGGCGCUCGAUGUGACGACCAAGACUGUGACGCUCCUCCGGUCCGUCACGAGCCGGACACCGAAGGCGUGCGUCUCCAGCUACGCGUUCACCGACGACGCGGGGCUCUGGACGGGCGACAGCCGCGGGAACCUCGCCUACUACACGGCGCAGUCAUCGUCGCCGACGCACGUACUCGCCCACGCCCACGGCGACGACAUUGUGUCGAGCGUACUCUGGCGCGACAACAAGCUCUACUCAACGGGCCACGACGGGUACCUGACUGUCACCGAGCGCGUCAACGGCGUCUUUGCCAUCACGCGCAAGCAGUCGAUCAAGGGCCUCGCGACGCUCAAGCGCGUUUGGUUCGAGGGCGAUGAUCUCCUUGUGUUUGGUUUCCACGCCAAAACCGCGCACAUAGUCAACGUCUCGCAGUCGUUCCGUCGGGUCUCGGUCACCACAGGCGGGUGGCGCAGCCCGCACGCGCUCCGCGUCGCCUGUGCCACCGACCACGCGCUGUGCGUCGGUCAAAAAGAUACGAUACUGCUCCACGCGUCGAGCUCGCUCCUCGAAGCAACGCGGCCAACGACGUCGGUGCACGGCCAGAUGCACCACAGCAAAACCGCCUGCUGCGUCGAGUGGGACCCCGUGACCAAGCUGCUGCUAACGGGCGGCGAAGACAACGCGCUCAAGGUCUAUGCCUACGACACCCAGCGCCAGGUCCUCGACUGCAUCGACUCGGUGAGCAUGCAUACGACCAACAUUCGAGCACUCGCCGUCACCGACAACUAUGUGCUAUCGGCGGGCGGGAAGCAGUCGGUGCACGUGUGGCGUCUGCACGAGAAGCGGCUGCAGCACGUCGGUGAGCAUACGCCGAGCGACGCGCCGCAGGACCAGCGCAUCCUUGCCCUCGCCGCGACGCAACUGGGCGACGGCCACACCCUUGCGUUUGCAGGGUCCUCGGAAGGUGCGGUGACAGCGCUGCUUAUCGACACGGCCGGUCAUAUCCAUGUCGCUGGCGUCUUUGGCACGUCGACGCAAAAGCCGAUCUUGUCCUGCGGGCUCUACCACGAGGCCAAUACGCUCUACUUGGCGACCGGCGCGACCGACGGCAAGGUCGUCCUCUGGCACCUCACCGACGCCGUCGCGACAAGCAACUACACGGCGUUGACGCCGGCGUACGUCUACACGGCCCAUGACAUGGGCGUCAACUGCCUCAGCGUCCUCGCCGACGGCCCGUCGCGCUUUCACAUUGUGACCGGCGGCGACGAUCAGUGCAUCGCGCAUGCUACGUUGACGCUCGCCUCGGAUGGCGGGCUCGCAGAGACGACGCACCACGCCGGCGUCCGCAAUGCCAGUGCGUCGGCGCUCAAGGCGAUUCGGUGUGUCGGCAACGUCGUCGUCGCCGGCGGCUACGACCAGCGCGUGACCGUGUGGCGCUGGAACGACUCUCGCUCGGCCUUGAAGUGGGCGGCGGCUGCCUUGUCCGAGACGGCCGACAUUGCAGGCCUCGGCGUCUACGAGGCGCUUGAUGCGACAGCACUGCAGAUCGUCGCGGUCGGAAAAGGCCUGCAAGUGUGCACGUUCACCGAAGAAUGAAGGGAUGCACGACGUGUAUUCAGUGAGAUUAAGACAAGAUAUAUAUACCCUUGCGGUGGGUUUACAUCUCGUCGUCGUCGUCGGCGCCAAACGUGUUUUCACCGCUGUACGUAAUGUACAGAAAGCCGUCCGUGUCCUUCUG
Messenger RNA from Saprolegnia diclina VS20, 3078 nucleotides. RefSeq lists its product as hypothetical. Gene Ontology annotation, cellular component: cytoplasm. The coding region runs from base 24 to 2936 and encodes 970 amino acids. Gene Ontology annotation, biological process: tRNA methylation. The record is from RefSeq and is a predicted model, not a curated record. Lineage: Eukaryota; Oomycota; Saprolegniomycetes; Saprolegniales; Saprolegniaceae. Gene Ontology annotation, molecular function: protein binding. The transcript is spliced from 6 exons.